GUUGAUGAGCAGUGGAGCGUGGCUGGGCCGGUUCUUCCUGAAGUCCACGAUCAUCUCCUUCGUCUUGUCAAGACAGGUUAGUUUUAUAAACUACAGGAAAGUAAUUGUUAGGACUGAUAUUGAUACCCGAUAGUAACAUCGGUGCCAGAUUUACUAAUAUUUUAUUUUAUAAUUUUUUAUCCAAUUACUCAAUUACUAAAAUAUUCGUUUACAACAGCCCUAAAAGAAACAGACAGGGGGACAUGUCCGUCCUGCAGCAGCAGAACCAGAACCGGGCCUGGACUCCACAGUUUGCUGUUAAAUCUUUUCUGUGACAUUUUCUCCUACUGCUCUCCAGCUGUGUUACCUGCAGCUUUCAGCUCACCUUGUUUUACUCCUUAGCUGCACCGAUCGUUAAAAAGCCUGAGCUACCGGUCCUGAUUUUGGCUCAUACCAAUUAUUUUUGCCUGACAUUUUACUGACUAAAGCAAGAAAGUGUGUGAGCUGGUAACAGUGGGGGGGGCAGACAUGAGCUGGUGGGCGGGGCUAGCAGGAAACCUCACAGGAGGAGGCCGACUGUUAGACCUGUGAUCAGGUGACAUGGAAGUAUCAGCUCAUCACUGAUCUCCCAAAAUUAAAGAAAUCGCUGCCGAUCGAUCGGCACACCCCUACUUUAUCUACAUUGUGCUAUUGGCUCUGUUGGUUGGUUCCUGAUGGUAUUUUCUGUUCUUGCAGUAGAGAAAACGCCCGACUCAGCGGUUUCUGCUGGCUGUGGGUCCGGUUCGCCUGCGGUUCUGAUCCUGCAGGUCGAGUUCAGAUUAGCGUCCCGGUGUAGCCUAGCUGACAUCACUUCCUGUCCUGCCGGUCCUGAUCGCUGCACGCUGACUCAGAACCAGGAGCGCUAUUAAACAGAACCGGCUGAAGCCGCAGUGUUUCCUCUGACGCUUUUAUGCACAUUUUGAGGUUUUGCAUUAGAAAUAACUUCCUCUGUUUCACAAUAACAAAGUUUUUGGUUCGCCUGAGGUUCUGAAAAAAGAAUCGACGCUGCAGCAGAGAGAAUAGAUUGACUCCAUCUUUGAGGCGUGUGCUACAUGCUAGUUAGCCACAUGGAAAAACGGCUCAUUUGCUUUUUUUGUAACAUUUUAGACGUUAAAAGUUUAAGGUUUCCUGAUAAUUAGAUGGAAACAUAAUGUUCAUAAUGGAGGAGGGGCCUAGUUAAAGUCUGGGCUUAAAACUGACUGUGAUGGUGCAGGAUGAGCUGCAGCAGGAAAAGCAUCUAGAGUCAGACUGGUUGAUUGAUUGAUUGAUGGUUGAUUGAUUGGUUUUUGUGGUUUUCGUGAUAAAUUGGAUCUUUGAAGCGUCUCAGGAGGCUGAGCCGCGCCGACGCUUCGCCUCAUUUCCUGGUUGCCUCUGCAGAGCGUGACCUAGAAAAUCUGCAGCCAGGUUCGAAGCUCAACGUUUCAUCCUGAGGAGCGCCUGAAACUGGGUCGGCCCGCGGGCCUCGUCAGCCGGGUCGCUGCGGUUUACAGAGGAGGAUCAAACGCUCUCAGGUGGUGACAUCACAGCGAGGCGCAUAAAACACCCGGCUGUUUACACCGGACCAUCAGAACCGGGCAGGACGCCGCAGACGCACAUCUCCAGCCUGACCUCCAGCUGAGCCCUGGGAACCCAGCAGAACAGAACCGGACCAAUCAGAGACAAACAGAACCAGCAUGUUUCCAGCAGCUAACAGCUCCAGAGUGACGGUCAUCGGUGCCAUUGUCAUGGUAACAAUGUUGAUGAUAGCGGAGGCAGCGUCGAAGCACCCCAGGAAACGCUCCGACGGCUCAGUGGAGCAAACCGUGUCUCUGCAACUGGACCCGGCCCUGCUGCUGCCCAGCAGGAACCCGCGGCCGCUGCACAACGCCUCCAUCUCGCCCUGGACCUACAAUACGUCCCAUGACGAGUCUCUGUUCCCGCCCACGCUGUCGGAGGCGCGCUGCCUGCUGAAGGGCUGCCUGGACCUGGAGGGGAAGGAGGACCAGAACCUGCAGUCCCGGCCCAUCUGGUACCAGGUGAUGGUUCUGAAGCGGGUCAGGACGGAGGGGGCGGAGCAUAGCUACCACUACCGCCUGGAAACCCGCAACGUCCCCGUGGGCUGCACCUGCGUCCGGCACAUGGUCCAUGUCCAGGAGUGAAACCGGGUCCAGAACCAGGUCCAGCAUCUCUGGUUCUGAGUCGCUGGCUUCUCUGAAGUUUUGCAUCAAAUUGUAUAAACUGACCACUAAGUCUGGCGUCAGGAGGCGUCCCGCCUCGUUGGUGCUUAUUUAAGUUUUAUUUAAUAGUUUGUGACCUUCAGCAGAUAUUUAUUAUUAUUACUGAUGUAUUUAUUAUCCAGAUCAAUAAAGUUCAGACACUGAA
Xiphophorus couchianus (Monterrey platyfish) is the source of this 2379-nucleotide messenger RNA. RefSeq names its product interleukin 17a/f1 (gene il17a/f1). Gene Ontology annotation, biological process: inflammatory response. The coding region runs from base 1692 to 2156 and encodes 154 amino acids. The transcript has 3 exons. The record is from RefSeq and is a predicted model, not a curated record. NCBI's taxonomy places the organism in Eukaryota, Metazoa, Chordata, Actinopteri, Cyprinodontiformes, Poeciliidae. Gene Ontology annotation, cellular component: extracellular region. Gene Ontology annotation, molecular function: cytokine activity.